AUGGCUAGAAAGGCAGAACAGGUGCGGACUCUAAAUGUCGCCGUGGUUGGCCUGGCCGGCACGGAAAAGGAACGCGGCCAGUCUGGCUUGGGAAAAUCAUGCCUCUGCAAUCGCUUCAUCAAGUCGUUGGCCGACGAUUAUCACGUUGAGCACAUUUCCGUCCUCAGUCAGACGGACUUUAGCGGCCGGGUGAUCAACAAUGAUCAUUUCCUCUAUUGGGGUGAUACGACCAAACAGGCCGAUGAUGGUGUCGAAUAUCAUUUUCACCUAGUCGAACAGACCGAGUUUAUUGACGAUGCCUCCUUUCAACCUUUCAAAGGGAUUGAAAAAGAGUACGAACAAAAAGUGAUGCCAGACGGGAAAUUCAACGUUGACGGCUUCAUUUGCGUUUUUGACGUUUCAAUGGUGCCAAGUCGGCCAAUAGAACGACAGAUAGAGUACACAGCCAAUAUUCUUGCCAAUCUGGUCAAAAGCAAGAAACCCAUCGUGUUGGCUACUACGAAAAAUGACGAAGCCUUUGACGGAUUUAUUCGAAGUAUCGUAAUGGUGGAGACUUCAGCUCACGAAAACGUCAAUGUCGAUCUGACUUUCCUAGUGUUAGCCCAGAUGGUGGACAAGGCCAAAAAUCGCAUGCGAGUCGUUCCCUUCGCCGAAGCGGCUCGAGCUCGUAAGGACGUACUGGAUGUUGCUACGGAAGCCUUUCAGCGCUUGAUACGAGCUCAAGUGACGGACUUCCGUGCCCUUUGGUCGGCUACAUCCAAGAAAUUGGCCCCAAAUCCGGACUAUAUCCAUUAUUGUAACCUAUUUGGUCAGGACGACGCCCAACGCCUUUUCCGUCGUCACGUUAAGAAGCUCAAAGACGAACAUUUGGCCCGCAAAAUCAAAGGUUACAUGGAUACGUUACCGGAAAUCCUGCUGGAGUUUUUCCCAGAUCUGCCUAGUUUGGAAGAAGGGGACUGGGAGCACAUCAAGGAGAAGAUGCACAACCAUCCGGAUUUCAACAAUUAUUUCUUAGAUUGCCCAGCAGACGGAAUGUCGUGGGCCGAAACAGAUCUGCUGGACAGCACUGGAAAUGCGGAUACCAAAGAGCAACGAUUCCUCGAAUAUCGACACCAAUUCAAGUCUCUCCUGCAGGAGACGGGAUACGUAACGCCCGGCAAGACCCUGUCGGAAGUGCAAGUCCUUUUCAUGGGCAGGGAAUGUUUUGAGGCUCUCUCCGAGGCCGACUGCCAUCAUAUUUAUGAUCUCCAUCAGAGGGAUAUCACAGAGAAGGCUCGCAAAAACUUCCAGGAAUUGUUACUGGAACACGCCCAUCUGUUUUAUCAGUUCAAGAGCAUUGCGCCGUCGGGUACGGUGACGCAAGAUGAUAUACGGGAAAUCACUGAAGAAUUGCAAGAAGAUUCGCGUUACAAAUCGCUCGACCGGCUGGACAACGAACGAAGGUUAUUGUUGCUCCAGCAUCUCGGUUUCGUCCAUUGCCCUAUUCGUGAGCAUUGCCCGGCCCAUCCUAAUUGCAUGGACGCUGUCAUCGAGCGGCUCAUAUCGGUCAAAGCUCAUCGACCGUCGUCGUGGAACCGGAAUAGUCAGUGGUUGCUGGGAAGUGGCGGCAGUGACAACAGUCAACUCAGUCUGAUUUUGCUGGGCGUUGGAGAUUUGGCGCACGAACUGGCUGGUGAAAUUCGUGCAUUGUGUGACGAGGACGAGUACGAAAUGGACAACCAAGUGUACAGCCUGGAUUAUAGGAUCAUCGACGGAGACGUCAGUUUGCCGCAGAACUCGUUCCGGACGGUCCGAGUUCACUCCGCAGGGCUGUUUUUGCGUGUUCUCCAACGCUGA
This is a messenger RNA of Daphnia magna, 1836 nucleotides long. RefSeq names its product rho GTPase-activating protein 190-like. Lineage: Eukaryota; Metazoa; Arthropoda; Branchiopoda; Diplostraca; Daphniidae. The coding region runs from base 1 to 1836 and encodes 611 amino acids. The record is from RefSeq and is a predicted model, not a curated record. The transcript has 7 exons.